This is a messenger RNA of Mesorhabditis belari, 2409 nucleotides long. NCBI's taxonomy places the organism in Eukaryota, Metazoa, Nematoda, Chromadorea, Rhabditida, Rhabditidae. The record is from the annotation of a GenBank genome assembly.
AUGAAUGACGGAAGAGAGAUCGGAAAUGGUGCGUAUGGACGAGUAGUGCUCUUGGCCACAAACCCACAAACUGUCGCCAAAUGGGUUCGCCAAACGGACGACGAGUACCGAGAGACUCAAUUCGAAAGGGAAUGGCAAACCCUGAUGCAACUUCGACAUCCGAACAUUGUCGCUUUCUAUGGUAUAGAAAAACGACAAGAUUGGGGAGUUUGGCAUCAUGUGAUUAGAAUGGAGUACUGUGAGAGGGAUUCAUUACGUGAGGUAAUCGGUGAUCCGACAAUCGUCUAUAACAUGAAAACUGUCUAUUGUUGGGCUGAGCAAUUGUUUUCUGUUUUGCAACUGUUUGAACAACAUGACCUCAUACAUCGUGAUCUCAAACCGGAAAACGUUUUGUUGAGCUGCAAGAGCGAUCUUUACGCUGUCGGAUUGAUUCUUUGGGAAAUCGUGGAAAGAAGAAUUGCUCAUCCGGAUUAUGAGAAUCUUGCGACAUUUGUACAGCAAUUCAUAGAAGAAAUUGAGACUGGAGUCUCUCAAAGGAGUCUGCCAGUUUGCGAUGAAAGACUCAAGGAGAUUAUUGUGAGUUGCACUCAAAUCUUCCCGAAACAAAGAGCCGCCGUUGGAGAUGUUUAUCCGCAAAUUGUUGAAAUCAACAAGAGUUACACAACUUACGAGUUUCAACCGAAGAUCGACAACGAACAGAAAACUCUUUUGAGGCCACUUGGAUUUGAUGGAGAAGGCCCUCGAGUUGCAAAUGAAUCAAUACCAUUAGAAAAACCACCUCCAACACCACUAAAACCAAAGGAACUCUUCUUGGAAAUGUCAAAAGAAGCAGCUCAAGAAAAACCAUUUAUUCCACAAGUUCAUGUUCAAGAGAAACCACAUGAACCACAGCCAAUUCUAGAAAUUCCCGAGGAGCCACCAAUACCAGAAGUACCCCCCAGAAAGUCACACAGAUCAAGAACAUUCAUUGUUCAAUCACAGCCUAGUUCUAUUAAUCCAUAUCUAAUCGUUAAUGCAUCGCCGAUAUCGACAAACUCUUCAUCGUUAUCCAUAGAAGAUCUAGAUCCUUUUCAGAAGUUAAUGCUGAUAAACAAAAAUGCUUCUGUUGAAAUCAAACGUAAAAGCUAUAAUUAUCUAGUCGACUUCCUUAAACAAGACGAAAAGUAUGAUGAGGUACUCAAAGUGAUCAGGGAAAAACGAAACACUUUAAACCUUUUCCUCAACAGUUAUGUCUUUUCUCUUGAGAAUCACAUUUUGGAUGAGAGUCUUGACUUAUCCUUAAUAAAUUUUGUCAACAUUUUGCACAAAUCCAAUGCAUUUCGCAGAAUGGUUAGCGAAAAUGAUGAUGUUGAAACGGCUGAAACAAUCAUUACUGCUGUGGGUUGUUGGGUUGAACAAGUACUCGAUGAUUUGAUGCUAAUUUACAACACUUUCACAGAGGCUUUCUAUUGCAUUGAGAAUGGGAUACAAUUUGAGUUUCCAACGGUAAUUGAGAAGCUGAAUUCACUUCAAGAAAACCCAUUCAAAGACUGGAAAAUGGUUCUAGAAACCUAUGAAGACAAGGAAGCUCAGUGGUGUCGUUUGUCACGUGAUCAGCGGCUUUUUGUACUCCCAAAUUUCAUGAAAGUUGUCACAAUGAGUGAGGGAGAAUGGAACAAUCUUGACUUUGUCCUCAGAACAAAAAGCUUUCUUAAAAAACAAAAGAAACCGAUUCUAACUUACAGUGGCUCUGGAACACACAAAGUUAGCCUUGAAAAGCUAAUCAAAUCAAUGAAGCUCUUAAACAACAAUCUGAGCUCUCCGAAAAAGUUACCGAAAGAACUCUACAACUGGCUGAGAGCUCAAAUCAGUGUUUUUGCUAAAAUCAGAAAAGGCAAUUAUCCAAACUAUGUUUUUCUCUUUGGACAUCCACCAGAGCGACCCGAGUGGGGCCUGGCUGCUGAUCUCUCCGAAGCAAAAAUGGAGACUUAUACUCAAAUUCAUGCACUUUUGCGAGACUCGUUUUGUUUUCUCAAAUACCCUUAUCACUUGUUUAACGAAGAUUCGACGGCUGUCAAUGAAAAAGGUCUAAAAUUGGUUAAAGCUUUGCAAGGAAAUCAAAGAAUAACUGAAAUACUUUUUCUCAAGCUGACAAACGGAAUGAUUCUUCUUGAGUUUCCGGAUGAUUUGAGUAAAAUGAAAAAUGUAGAGGCGUCGUGUCUUUGCUUGAAUUUAGUAGCUGGUCAGGUUAGAAAAGAGAACGUUGUGCUUGAAAAGGGAUAUGAAUUGGUGCCAAUUUCACUUGAUCACGUUGCAAAUGUUCUGCAACAGUACACCCAGUUUCUACUCUUUGAAAGCGCUUCAAUCUCUGCUGGAACGAAACGAGAAAAAAAGACGAGUUUGUUACAAAAAGCUUUUCGCUGUCUCAUU